Molecule: messenger RNA, 1568 nt
Organism: Cuscuta campestris
Lineage: Eukaryota; Viridiplantae; Streptophyta; Magnoliopsida; Solanales; Convolvulaceae
Source: the annotation of a GenBank genome assembly
AUCAGACAAAUACUACUCCAGCAAAGAUCGGCCAAUGACUUCCUUCCAAGUUCGGCUCGUCGCCCCCCCUGUUACUGCUAUUCGGGUCCUUUUGUUCGACCCGGAUCCGCGUAGCGGGAGAUUCGGACGACCUGAAUCUGCUGCAGAAAGGUCAGAGAGAGUUCGAUUACUUCAAGCUCGCUCUUCAAUGGCCCGGCACCGGUUGCAACAACACCAAGAAGUGCUGUUCCAGCAAUGGCUGUUGCCGCUCCGGCUCGAUUAUUGGAUUCACAAUUCACGGACUGUGGGCAGAGUAUAAUGAUGGGACAUGGCCCUCGUGCUGUGAAGGUUCAGAAUUUGAUGCGAAUGAGAUCUCAAGUUUGCUGGAUGACUUGAAUAAGUAUUGGCCAUCUUAUAGAUGUGGUUCUACCACAACUUGCCAUGGUAGCAAGGGAUCAUUUUGGGCUCAUGAGGUCUUCUGUCUUUUGAAAAAAUUAGCUUGAUUACAAAUGAUCGAGAAACUCUCAAGUAGAUUCAAUUUACCAAGUCAACCAUACACUGACAAUUAAAACAAGUUACGGUAUAUACUUAAUACCGUAGUUUUUGUUUGACAUGAAUCCACUGAUAUCAUUAAUUUACUAGAUAAUUGAUCUAUAACAAAGGAUCAGACGAUGAGUAGUUUGUGCCUCAGUCUAUGGGUGACGUGGUAGUCCGAGUCUACUAAAUAAUUUAUUUGAUGAUGUGCUUAUAUUACAAGGAGCUAAGAACUAACUUAUUAUCCUUGCAUUCCGCUUGUGGUUGACUCUGAGAACUUCUGCUCAGUGGGGUAAACAGUUUGUUGCUGAUGUUCAAUUGUUUGUGUUUUUCCCCCUAGUUGGUCUUGUACAUAUGAUAGCCUAUGAGAAUAAAAAAGAGUUACACAGGCUAAGAGUUUGUAUUUUAUAUGUUAACGUACUUCUAUUUGAAUAUUACAGAGAAACAUGGAACGUGUUCAUAUCCAGUUGUUGAAAACGAGUCUGACUUCUUCUCGACUGCCCUGAACAUUUUCUUCAAAUACAAUGUUACAGAAGCUUUGUUCAAGGCUGGAUAUGCACCCUCAAACUCUGAAAAGUACCCACUGGGAGGCAUCAUUUCUGCCAUUCAAAAUGCUUUCUAUAUGACCCCAGAAGUGGUAUGCUCUGGCGAGGCCUUGAAAGAACUUCGGCUGUGCUUCUAUAAGAAUUUUGAGCCCCGUGACUGUGCAACAGAGUCUAGAAUUGAAAGUGGCAUGAUCUCUCUGAAAACUUCAUCAUGCCCUUCUUAUGUCAGCUUAUCAGUACAUGAAGCAUCACAAUGUAACAGACUCAUGGAUUGGAUCAGUUUGAAGCUAAACUUUGCUGUCAGCUUAUUAGUGUAUCUCUCUAUGAGAAGGGGUUGAAAACAAAGGAGCUGCCAUCUUUCGGUCCACAUGGUAGAUUGCUGAUCGGUAUGAUUAGAUUUCCUUUGCCAUUACUUGAGUCUUGAGAUUCUCUUUUAUCUUAAUGCAUCAAAUGAACAUUCAAAAUGCCAGUACAAUAAAAACAUCCAAUUUACAAAGCUUGUAUGGUGAU